UCCUGAAUCUAAAAUUUACGCCAUAUUGAAUAGGAAUCAGGGCACCGGCUUCCGAUUCCAAUGUCAUCGGAAGCUAAGAACCUUGAAUUUGAUUAGAAAUUACUAAAUUUGCGAAGUAUAUAUAUUUAGGUUCCUUGUAGAGUGUAUAUUUUGGUGCCGCAAUGGCUGGCAAUGGUGCGGAUAUACAGUGGUGUUUCUCGCAAGUGAAAGGUGCUAUUGAGACUGAAGAUAUUACCGAAGCUGAUAUAAUAUCCUGUGUGGAGUACAACAAUACAGGAGAUCUUCUGGCUACUGGUGACAAAGGUGGACGAGUAGUAAUAUUCCAGCGUGACAAAGCAGGGAAGGUAUCUGUACCACGUCGUGGGGAAUAUAAUGUAUACAGCACUUUCCAGAGUCAUGAGCCAGAAUUUGAUUACCUGAAAAGUUUAGAAAUAGAAGAGAAGAUCAAUAAAAUCAGAUGGUUAAAAAGAACAAACCCAGCAAAUUUUUUACUCUCUACUAAUGAUAAAACUAUCAAAUUAUGGAAGGUUACAGAGAGGGACAAGAGACCAGAAGGUUUCAAUCUGAAAGAUGAGACUGGCAUAAUGAGAGAUUCUACCUCUAUUACAUCACUGAGGGUUCCCAUCUUCAAGCCCAUGGAACUAAUGGUGGAGGCUAGUCCUCGUAGAAUAUUUGCUAAUGCUCAUACCUAUCACAUCAACUCUAUAUCAGUUAAUAGUGACCAGGAAACUUAUUUGUCUGCUGAUGACCUUAGGAUUAACCUUUGGCACAUGGAAGUCACAGAUCAAAGCUUCAAUAUUGUUGAUAUCAAGCCUGCCAAUAUGGAGGAAUUGACAGAAGUAAUAACAGCAGCUGAGUUCCACCCAUUAGAAUGUAACUUAUUUGUAUAUAGUAGUAGUAAAGGAACAAUCAGACUUUGUGAUAUGCGUCAACAAGCACUAUGUGAUAAGCAUGCAAAACUAUUUGAGGAACCAGAAGACCCUACAAAUAGAAGUUUUUUCUCAGAGAUUAUAUCUAGUAUAUCUGAUGUUAAAUUUAGUCAUAAUGGUCGCUACAUGGUGACUAGAGACUAUUUGUCUGUUAAAGUAUGGGACCUGCAAAUGGACACAAAGCCAAUAGAAACAUAUCAAGUUCAUGAAUAUUUACGAAGUAAAUUAUGUUCCUUAUAUGAAAAUGACUGUAUAUUUGACAAGUUUGAGUGUUCAUGGAGUGGUGAUGAUAGGAACAUUAUGACUGGGUCAUACAACAACUUCUUCAGGAUGUUUGACAGGGAGAGUAAGCGUGAUAAUACUUUAGAGGCCAGUAGAGAAAAUAUGAAGCCUAGAACAAUUCUCAAACCAAGAAAAGUUUGUACGGGUGGAAAACGGAAAAAAGAAGAAAUAAGUGUCGAUUGUUUAGACUUCAAUAAGAAAAUUCUUCACACAGCUUGGCAUCCUAAUGAGAAUAUUUUAGCCGUAGCAGCCACAAAUAAUUUGUACAUUUUCCAAAGUAAAGAUUGAUGUGAAUAAGACGCAUAGUUAAAAUUUCAUAUAGUGCUGAUACAACUUGAAGGACAAAGGUCUGUAAGUGCUACUGGACAUAAGUGCUAACAUCGAUGGUGAGAGUUCUUCCAUAGUCUACUUAAAGAGUCAGUUGGUGUCACUACAGAAUAUUGACAGAUAAGCUGUAAAAUGAAUGGAUGUUUUGUAUUUUUUCAAACAAUUUUAUAAAUGAUAAUGUGAACAAUAGUCAUAUAUAUUGUAACAAGUUGGACCCCAAAUAUAUGUGAUUAUUUUCUUACAGCUGCAGGUCUGCUGUCAGCAUUUCCUCAAAUAAUAUUUGCCAAAGAAUUGUAAAGUUGGUUGAGCUCUGUGACGGUGCAAUAGUAUUUUGUGUGUUCAGAUAAACUCAACCUAAUGCUCAAGCCUAGUCAGUCAGCAACUUAGGUUUAUAUGUUGCUUAUUUAGGAUUUUCAUUUUUGAAAGCUUCCAGUAAGGUCCAACUAUAUGUUCCUCAAAUUAAUUCUCACAUUAAAUUUGACCUUCAAAUAAUUCUAAAUAAUCUCCACAGUCUCUUUAUAAUAGGAUUCAACUGAAAUAUAAGUCAAGAUUCUAGAGAUGGAUGGCAGAAUUUUAUAAAAUGGCAAAUACUUGGUGCAGAUGAAACACAUAUAUGAAAAAGUUGGUGCAAGUAUGAGAGUGAAGAAUAUUCUUAAAACAGAUCAUUUCUCAUGUACAUUGUACAGUGUAGUUCGUAUUUAAUAUAUAACUGCAGAUUUAGUGCUGUCACUAUCUCAAUAAUAGAGGACCACUUUAAACAACAUCAUAAAUGUGAUACUGGUGUAUGUGUUUGGUUGUAAACCAACUACCUGGUUUAUUAAUUCUCCCAAAUGAAGUUUGGAGACUUGCUGUAUUUGGUCGGUACCCAUUUUCAUCCCCAACCACUGCCUUUUGAGAAUAUUCAAAUAUCUUGAAAAUGGUUGAGGCCCCUGCCCCUAAGCCAUAUAUUUUCUUGUUCAACAUGUCAAGAUGAAUUGAAUGAUAUAUAGGGUGACACCCCAGGGGUACAUAUAUUUUGGGGUUUGGGGUCUAAGGGGACUUUUUUGACAAACUUUUCAACAGUAUCAUUACUUUGUUUAGUAUUUAUUUUCUAAUUGACAAAACUUGCCAUUUAGUUCAAAUAGAAUUCCUAGAUUAGCAUUUUAUGCCCCGUUCUAAGGUGGAAAAUGAAUGCAUGGUGUUACUCCUUUUUGUUUAUCUGUCUACUGUGGUUAAGGACUGUUCAUUAACAAUCUUCUAACACUAUUGUAUUCCAACUGUUUACAUGUUAGGAGCAGUGAUACUUAUUGUGGUAUAUCAAUGAAAUGUUAUCACUAUAAUCCUCUAUAGUUAUCAAAUGUUUAUAAACAUGGGACAUACUUAUUCUGCAUUUUGUUUGGUCAUCAUCACCUACAAUUUCAAAUUCAACAAAAAAAUGUUUCAAAUGCAAUGUUGUAAUAACUGCCCAUGAAAACAGUGGGACAUACAUGUUUUACGGACAAAUCAUUCUCUAGUACCAAAAAAAAGAUUUUUUACAUAUUGUUACAAAAUGUAGUCUGCACUUUCAAAUUUCAAAAUUGAAUGUCUCUAAUUUAGACCGACUGUCUUGUCUUGCCUGUAAAAUACCAGGGGUUAUCUCUUAGAUUUCAGGUAUUUGUGAUUUAUAUAUAACAUUCCAGGAAAUAAAACUUAACAUCAACUGUUAAAACUGUCUACCCCAUAAGGAGCAUUGGUAUACAAUUCUGAGGUCCACUUAUCUAAUUUUGAAAUGCCAAAUGUGCUACUAGGAUUAGGUUCGUUAUACUAAUUAUGUAUCUGAGAUUAACAAUAAUGAUCAUGUACCUGAUUGUGAAGUAUUGUUAUAUUUAUGUGAACCAAUAUGUUUUUUGUUGAAAAGUAUUAUUUUUUAUGUCAAACAAUGAAAUUGCAAAAAAAAAAAAUUAAUAAAAAACAUGAAGUAUA
Molecule: messenger RNA, 3479 nt
Organism: Mytilus californianus (California mussel)
Lineage: Eukaryota; Metazoa; Mollusca; Bivalvia; Mytilida; Mytilidae
Product: serine/threonine-protein phosphatase 2A 55 kDa regulatory subunit B alpha isoform-like
Exons: 8
Coding region: 162-1499 (445 amino acids)
Biological process (GO): peptidyl-serine dephosphorylation
Cellular component (GO): cytosol; protein phosphatase type 2A complex
Molecular function (GO): protein binding; protein phosphatase regulator activity
Source: RefSeq, a predicted model, not a curated record